GUGGAGUCGGUCUGGACAGGAGCCUGGGGAGGGACGAUGGUGCCAAGCCAGUCGUCGGGGAGACUGGAGAAGCCGCUUCUCUUCCUGUGCUGUGCCUCCUUCCUCCUGGGGCUGGCUUUGCUGGGCAAAGACAUCGCCCCCGUUGCUUACUUCUUUCUCGCCUUGGGUGGCUUCUUUUUGUUUGUCUGCCUCCUGGCCUGUUCUCUGGAAUGGGGAUUCCGAUCAAUGCAGACGGAGAACCCAGGGGCCUCGGGCAGUGCACGAGACAAUGAAGCCUUUGAGGUGCCAACCUACGAAGAACCUGUGGUGCUGGAAUCACAAUGCCGCCCCCAGCAGCUGGAUCAACCACCCCCCUACAGCAGUGUUGUAAUCCCUCCAGGACUUGAGGAAGGACAGCCUAGCCAUCCAGACGGCCCCAAUAGAGCCAGACAAGGAAGGCGAGUUGGCUCAGAGGGGUCUGUGACUGGAAGAGUUCCAGUCAGCCUCCGGCUUCGGGGAACCCGGGUCAUGUCCACUGCUCCUGAUCUGCAGAGCUUGGGGUUGCACCCCACGUUGGAGCCUCUUACUCCACCCCCCGCCUAUGAUGUCAGCUUUGAUCAACCGGAUGAUGAUGUUUUCUUUGAAAACAACUGGACACCCCCCUAA
Messenger RNA from Enhydra lutris kenyoni (northern sea otter), 645 nucleotides. RefSeq names its product transmembrane protein 139. The record is from RefSeq and is a predicted model, not a curated record. The transcript is spliced from 3 exons. Bases 37 to 645 code for a protein of 202 amino acids. NCBI's taxonomy places the organism in Eukaryota, Metazoa, Chordata, Mammalia, Carnivora, Mustelidae.